AUGUCUACACAUCAGUCCAACGAAAACCCCUACGGCACCAAAAAUGACGAUGAGAUGUCCUCUGACCCAUCCAUGUAUCCUCCUACCGACGAUGAGGGGGAGCUAGACACUCUUUCCGACCCAGCAGUAAACCCAUCUGACGCUGACCCCGACGUCGAGACACUCCCAUACCCGCGGGGUAGGUAG
Messenger RNA from Morchella sextelata, 186 nucleotides. RefSeq lists its product as uncharacterized. The transcript has a single exon. The coding region runs from base 1 to 186 and encodes 61 amino acids. Lineage: Eukaryota; Fungi; Ascomycota; Pezizomycetes; Pezizales; Morchellaceae. The record is from RefSeq and is a predicted model, not a curated record.